Messenger RNA from Erpetoichthys calabaricus (reedfish), 1814 nucleotides. RefSeq names its product ALG8 alpha-1,3-glucosyltransferase (gene alg8). The coding region runs from base 36 to 1613 and encodes 525 amino acids. Gene Ontology annotation, biological process: protein N-linked glycosylation. The record is from RefSeq and is a predicted model, not a curated record. NCBI's taxonomy places the organism in Eukaryota, Metazoa, Chordata, Cladistia, Polypteriformes, Polypteridae. Gene Ontology annotation, molecular function: dolichyl pyrophosphate Glc1Man9GlcNAc2 alpha-1,3-glucosyltransferase activity. The transcript has 13 exons. Gene Ontology annotation, cellular component: endoplasmic reticulum membrane.
UGUGUUCUGUGACAAUAAAGUUUUAGCAAAGUGUCAUGGCGGCGUCCACUUUAGUUAGCUGGACGUGGUUUUCAACGUUAGCGAUCGGAGUCUCUCUUUUGAAAUGUCUUUUGAUACCUACAUACCGAUCCACCGACUUCGAGGUACACAGAAAUUGGCUGGCGAUAACACAAAACCUUCCUGUUUCCCAAUGGUACUACGAGGCAACAUCAGAAUGGACCCUGGAUUACCCUCCAUUAUUUGCUUGGUUCGAAUUCUUUCUUUCCCAAUUUGCAAAAUAUUUUGACAAAAACAUGCUGGAGAUCAAGAAUCUGAAUUACGCAAGUGAGGCAACUGUCCUUUUUCAGAGGUGUUCUGUGAUUGUCAGCGAUAUUCUGUUUAUCUAUGCUGUCAGAGAGUGCUGUAAAUGUGAAAAUGGUAAAAAGCGAUCCUGGGAUCUUCUGGACAGACCCGUGUUUAUUCUUGCUGUUUUACUGCUAUGGAAUUUUGGAUUACUAAUUGUGGAUCAUAUUCAUUUCCAGUAUAAUGGGUUUUUAUUUGGCUUUCUUCUACUUUCUGUGGCCAGAGUAUUUCAGGGACGUAAUAUGGAGGGAGCUCUUCUGUUUUCAAUUUUGCUGAAUUUAAAGCACAUUUACCUAUAUGUAGCACCUGCAUAUGGCAUUUAUCUCCUUCGCUCAUACUGUUUCACACAGCACAGUCCUGAUAAUUCCAUUAAAUGGAGAAGUUUUCAUUUUUUGAGGUUCGCUGGCCUAGGAAUAACAGUCUGCUUUGUUUUUGCCAUUUCAUUUGGACCCUUCAUAGCUAUGGGCCAGUUAUCCCAGGUGUUGUCACGGUUGUUUCCGUUUAAGAGAGGUUUAUGUCAUGCCUACUGGGCUCCAAAUUUCUGGGCUUUGUACAAUGUGCUAGACAAAGCUCUCACCAUUCUUGGUUUAAAACUUAAUUUGCUUCAACAUGAGAAGAUUUCAAAGGCUUCAAUGACAGGAGGCUUAGUGCAAGAAUUCCAUCACACAAUCUUGCCAUCUGUAUCUCCUGCUGUCACUCUCAUUUGCACCAUUGCUGCAAUUACACCUGCAGUUUUCUGCCUUUGGAAGAAACCUCAAGGCCCCAUUGGGUUCCUUCGAUGUUUAAUACUAUGUGCCCUGGCAUCUUUCAUGUUUGGCUGGCAUGUACAUGAGAAAGCGAUUCUUCUAGCUAUUCUUCCUUUAAGUUUACUGUCUGUGAAAAGUCAUACAGACGCUGGACUAUUUAUAAUUUUAUCAACAACUGGCCAUUUCUCCCUCUUUCCUUUGCUGUUUACUGCACCAGAACUUCCUCUCAAAAUUUUACUAAUGCUGCUGUUCACCAUAUUUAGUGUGACUUCAUUGCAAAGGUUGUUCAGAAAAGAUGGCAAGCUACUGAAUACUCUUGAAGCCACUUAUCUGACAGGACUGAUUCCUCUUGAAGUGUUCUGUGAAAUUAUCUUUCCUCUGACACCACUUAAGGCAGCAUUUCCAUUUUUACCUCUCUUACUUACAUCUGUUUACUGUGCUCUGGGAGUAACUUACUCCUUUAUUAAACUCUAUGUGAGCAUGAUUAACUAUACAGAGGACGGGAAACAUGAAAAAAGACAUUGAUUCAGUGAUGACUCAAGUUUUGUCGCAGCAAAAGUGGAUAAACUGUAUGGGGAUCAAGUUAAAAGAAGAUCACAAGAAAAUUCUGAAUAUUUGCAAUGUUGGCUGAAAAUAGAACUGAUGCAAGAUACAGAACAUGGACCAAAUUGUGUGUGUAUGUUAUUUCAAUCAGUGAUUAAUAAAAAAUAUAUAUAUUUUAACAAA